UAUAUAAGGACACUGUCAGAGACUUCAGCAUUCAUUCCUUGAGAAGCAAGAACCAUGAACACUAAGAUCCUCAUUCUCCUCGGUCUGGCAGCCGUCGUUGUUGCCGACAGGCCUCUGACCUCGUACGGACAUCCUCAAGACUCCUCCGAGGAGUCAUUUGAGUCAUUCGAGUCGUUCGAGUCAGGAGAAGCCAAGUACGACUUCAGUUAUGCCGUUCAGCACGAAGACUCCGGCAACGACUUCGGACACGAGGAAGCCCGUGACGGCGAACACACUCAGGGAUCCUACUACGUGAGGCUUCCCGACACCCGUCUGCAGAACGUCAAGUACUUCGUGGACGGCGACGACGGCUACGUGGCCGAGGUCAACUACGAGGGCGAGGCUCGUUUCCCCGACUCGUAUGAGUCUGCCUGAGUCUGCCUCCUUCGAGUCCCGGGAGUACAGGCCACCAAGGCCAGCCUACUUCUAUGGCUCCAACGAGUCCAAGUAAACAGUCCUCAUCUUCCUGAACUUAGGCCAUGGAUAUGAACUUAUUUAUUUGUAUAUUGUAUGUAUUCUCUAUAUAAAAAGCAAUUUGAAAAAAAGG
Molecule: messenger RNA, 586 nt
Organism: Penaeus vannamei (Pacific white shrimp)
Lineage: Eukaryota; Metazoa; Arthropoda; Malacostraca; Decapoda; Penaeidae
Source: RefSeq, a predicted model, not a curated record